CCGCUGCUCAGACGCUAAUUUAGAUGAUCCAGUCCGUGAGGGGACAAGUAUCCAGCCGAGCUGGGACAGGACCCGCUCUACCGAGGAACGGCUCAAACCGGGACUCUCACUGUCUGUGCUUCACACUCACGGGUUCGUAACAAGUCAAACACCGGCGGGAGACGUUGGCGCUGCGACUGUUCGCUAACGGCUGCGGCGGAUCAUCGGCUGGGACGGACCGGAAUGGCUCGUCCGAGGAAGAAAACCAGCGCUGGGAGUUUAGCAUGAGGCUCUGCGGGGGGAGAAGGCUGGAAGACAACUACAACUACAACUACAAACACCACCACCACCACCGCUACUACUACAACUACCACUGCUACAACCAAUACAAUAACAAGUACAACAAGAAGAGGACAGUGUGUGAGAGAGCUGCCGCCCGGUGACAGUUGUUUUCCCCAGAAGUAGGAGAAGAAGAAGGGGAAGAAGAUGGGCGGGAGACUGGAGCUGCUGGAGGUCUGCUGCUGUCUGCUGCUGCUGAGCGGAGACUCACUCUGCAGAGACUCUCAGCAGACCGAACACAUCUCCUCCUAUCAGCUGACGGUCCCUCGAGCGAUAGGGGGCAGGAUGAGGCGGGACGUGGACGGAAGACCGCCCAGUCAGGUGUCUUAUGUCAUCAGUGUGGAUGGAAAUGAUCAUGUCGUUCAUCUGGAGAGAAACGAGCUGCUGCUCCCUGCAGACUUCACCGUGUUCUCCUACAGUCAGAACGGAUCGCUGAUCACAACCAGACCGCCUGUACAGAACCACUGUCACUAUCGGGGCUUCGUUCAAGACAUGGACGCUUCCUCUGUCGCUAUGAGCAUCUGCAACGGCCUCAGAGGAGUGUUACAUCUCACUGACGACAGUUACGGUAUCGAGCCGUUAGACUCCGACCCCGAACAACACCUGGUUUACCGCCUACAGGAUGUGACAUCACAGCCCCGGGGGUGUGGAACGCCAAGCGGUGAGCACGCCCACGGCAACGCCACGGAGCGCGCUCAGUACGAAUCAGAGGAAAUCCACCACGGCCACCACAGCAGAGUGAAGCGAGCUGUUCUUAUUCAGACUCACUAUGUGGAGCUGCUGCUGGUGGUCGACAACGAAAGGUAUAAUUAUAUGAGCAGAAAUGAGACAGCAGUGAGGGAGGAGAUGGUUCAUCUGGCCAACCUCAUAGACAGCAUCUACAUGCAGCUGAACGUUCGGGUGGUCCUGGUUGGUCUGGAGAUCUGGAAUCUGCAGAACAAGAUCAGCACCGAAGGAGGAGCCGGAGAAGUGUUGAGUCGCUUCACCCAGUGGAGAGAGAGAGAGCUGGUUCCCCGCCGCCGCCACGACUCCGCACAGCUCAUCCUGAAGAGGGGUUUUGGAGAGACGGCGGGAAUGGCCUUCGUCUCCACCGUCUGCUCCAGAAGUCACGGAGGCGGGAUCAACGCGUUCACCAAUAACAACGUUCCCUCGUUCGCCUCCAUUGUGGCUCAUGAACUCGGUCACAACCUGGGGAUGAACCACGACGACGGACGCUCCUGCAGCUGCCCCGCCUCCGCCUGCAUCAUGAACUCUGGAGCCACAGGAUCCAAAAACUUCAGCAGCUGCAGCGCUGAAGAUUUUGAGAAGAUGAUCUUGUUUACGGGGGGGACGUGUCUCCUGAACGUCCCUCGGCCUGACGAGGCCUACAGCGCCCCCUACUGUGGGAACAGACUGGUGGAUGUGGGAGAGGAAUGUGACUGCGGAUCCCAGAAGGAGUGCGAGGACGACCCCUGCUGUGAGUACAAGACCUGUAAACUGAAGUCUGGAGCUCAGUGUGCGUAUGGAGAAUGCUGCUACAAGUGUCAGUACCUGCCAGGGGGAACAGUGUGUCGCUCCAGCACAGAUGACUGUGAUCUACCAGAGUACUGUAACGGCUCGUCGUCCUUCUGUCAGAGCGACGUCUUCGUCCAGAACGGCCAGCCCUGCAGGAACCAGCAGGCCUACUGUUACAACGGGAAGUGUCAGCACUACGACGGACAGUGUCAGGCCAUAUUUGGAUCCAAGGCGAAGUCUGCUCCUGAAAUCUGUUUUAAAGACGUCAACAGUAAAGGCGAUCGCUUCGGCAACUGUGGCUACCAGAACUACGGGUACAAGAAGUGUGAGAGCAGAAACGCUCUGUGCGGGAAGCUGCAGUGCUCUAAUGUUCAAGCGGUGACGGUCUUCGGCAUCGAACCGUCGAUCAUCAGCACGCCGAUCGCCGGAGCCAAAUGCUACGGAGUCGACUUCAAGCUGGGAUCAGACGUCCCCGACCCAGGCAUGGUGAACGAAGGAACCAAGUGUGGAGAGAACAAGGUGUGUAUGAACUUUGAGUGUCGCAGCGCUGACAUCCUGAACUACGACUGUGACGUGGAGAAGAAAUGUCACGGACACGGGAUGUGUAACAGCAACAGAAACUGUCACUGUGAGGACGGCUGGGCUCCGCCUUUCUGCGAGGUCAAAGGUUACGGCGGCAGCAUGGACAGCGGACCCACGUGGAACGAUAAAGACACGUCUCUCAGAAACGGUCUGUUGGUCUUCUUCUUCCUCGUCCUUCCACUGCUCGCUCUGGGUGCGUUUGUUUUCCUGCGCAGGAACGAGCUGCUGCGACGAUUCGGGCUGAGACGCAGGGAGAGGUCGCAGGGAUACCAAGGCGACCGUGCAGCUUCAGCCAAUCCCAGAAGAGGACCACCUCCAAGAGCACAGCCUCCAUCUGUUGCCCGGGGCAACGCCAACAACAUCGUCAGAGACGGGCACCACGCACAGCUACUGCCACCACAGGAGGUGGUGGAGACCAGCAGGACAGCUCCCUCCUACGCUCUGAGGCCUCCUCCUCCUCCUCUAAAACCAAAACCUUCUGCUGCAUCACAGCCUCUGGUGCCUCAAAGACCCGCCCCAGCUCCACCUGUUUAACCAUUGAGGGGGCCCCGCCUACCACACCUGGAUGACACCACUCUUCUUCUUCUCCUCCUCCUCCUCUUCUUCUUCAACCUCAGUCCCUGUCCCCUCAGAGCUGGUUACCUAGCAACAGCCAGGAAAUGAUUCUGGAGCCGAGACGGCAACCGGCCAGCCCUGAAGUCUGCUGGGGGCCAGACAAGAAACUGGGCCCAGUCAGACCGGACUGGGAAUUUACCAGAAUGGACAGGAAGCAGAUACUGUCCUCUACAGUUUGUCUUUACUCUGUUUCUUUCUUUAAAGUUUAAAAACUCAGCUCUGUGAAGUGAAACAUUGUCUGUCACCAAACCAGCCAAUCACAUUUCCAGAACAGUCACCUGUGACGUCAACAAGCCAAAUACCAGGUAAUCGUGUCGUGACACGGCCAAAAAUGUAUUAAUUUCCAUCAACAUUUGAUAUUCCUGUUGUAAAAAGCUGCUGUAAUUCAGUCCCCCGACCUCUGUUAGUUAUUUUGCGUACCUUUAGCAUGUAUUUAGUAUGAUGUUUUAAAGAGUGGAUCCUUGAUUGAAGUUGACGAAAGCUGCUUCUCUUUUUUUUUUUUUUAACUGACGAUUGUCUACCGGUGAAAUAGCUGCUGUUUGGUGAAAAGCGAGCUAAUUAACAUUAAUUCCGUAAGAUGGUCAAAAUAUUUUUAUGUUUCCAACUUAUCGCUUCAGACCGACAACCCUGUGAAAAGAUGUUUUAAAGGUUAUGAUGCUAAAUGCAUAUCCGGCUAACACAUGUUAAGUGCGUCACUCUGAUUGGCUGGUUUGAAGACAGAGAUUAUUGUCACUGGAGGUGACUUUCUUUCUUUCUUUCUUUCUUUCUUUCUCUCUGUGAAUGAAAGCACUGGUUUGCACCGCCCCUCGGCUCAGCACUGUCAUAGGAAUGGACGCACCCCUGCUGGUGCUGCGCAGGUACGCUCGGUCUCCACCGCCCGGCGCCCUAACCCUAACCAGUUUCUACAGGGAAUGUACGCUCACCUUGUUUAGUUUUAUUGCAAAGGAAAUCUCACCUGAAACACUUCAACACUGUUAAGUCUGAUCUCUGGGAUGUUCUGGAUCUCCUGUGGAAAACUGGUUAAAUCUGCUGAAUGUGUCGUCGUGUCCUGACGUCGGUCAGACGAUCUGUCAGGGUUCUACAAGAAUCCGACUGUUUCUAUGGAGCUCAUUAAAACGCAUUCUGGGUUUUCUUCAGUACAUCGGACUUGUGGCCGUUGUGGACUGUUUUUUUACAGUACUCCUUAAUGUAAUUGUAUUUAUGCAUUUUGUACUAUAUAAUGCACCAAAUAUCCCAAUGAACAGUUUUUUGUUUGUUUUUUUUUUAAACAAGACCAGGUCAAAACCUAGUCUAUGGCUGGACCGUCCGUCAUCUGUUGGCUUCUCUCCUCUCUCUGCUCACAUUUACAGUCAUUUAAUGCAGCCGAAUUCCCAAUGAAUCUGUUCUCAUUUACAUGUUUUUAUGUUUCUGUUGUCAGACGACGGAAUAAGUAUGAAAUAGUGACUGAAACGUGGCCCAUUAAUACCACGUUAACCAGCAGCCACUUCAAGCUGCUGCUCUGCUGCUAAGAUCCUUAUUUUAUAACCGUGACGUCGUCUGACAGAAUCACCAGACA
Messenger RNA from Xiphias gladius (swordfish), 4564 nucleotides. RefSeq names its product ADAM metallopeptidase domain 9 (gene adam9a). Gene Ontology annotation, biological process: proteolysis. Bases 466 to 2928 code for a protein of 820 amino acids. Lineage: Eukaryota; Metazoa; Chordata; Actinopteri; Istiophoriformes; Xiphiidae. The transcript is spliced from 24 exons. The record is from RefSeq and is a predicted model, not a curated record. Gene Ontology annotation, cellular component: plasma membrane. Gene Ontology annotation, molecular function: metalloendopeptidase activity.